This is a messenger RNA of Lycium barbarum (goji berry), 1079 nucleotides long. Its product is annotated as glutathione S-transferase. The coding region runs from base 103 to 744 and encodes 213 amino acids. Lineage: Eukaryota; Viridiplantae; Streptophyta; Magnoliopsida; Solanales; Solanaceae. Gene Ontology annotation, molecular function: glutathione binding; glutathione transferase activity. Gene Ontology annotation, cellular component: cytoplasm. The transcript has 3 exons. The record is from RefSeq and is a predicted model, not a curated record.
CUUAUCCUCAUCAUUCAAAGUCUUCUCACACAACUAUAGUUAUUCACACUAUUCCCUUUUUCAACAAAAUAAUUUUCUGUCUAGAAAGUAGUAGUAGUAAUAAUGGCGAUCAAGGUUCAUGGCCCUGCUAUGUCACCAGCUGUGUUGAGAGUCUUAGCUGCACUUAAAGAGAAGGAUCUUGAAUUUGAGCUUGUUCCUGUUAAUAUGCAAACUGGUGAUCACAAAAAGGAACCUUUCAUUUCCCUAAACCCUUUUGGUCAAGUUCCAGCUUUUGAAGAUGGAGAUCUCAAGCUUUUCGAGUCAAGAGCCAUCACCCAAUACAUAGCUCACACAUAUGCAGACAAGGGGAACCAACUAUUAGUCAAUGACCCCAAGAAAAUGGCAAUCCUGUCAGUAUGGAUGGAAGUAGAAUCCCAAAAAUUUGACCCUCUUGCUUCAAAACUAAGCUUUGAGAUUGUUAUUAAGCCAAUGUUGGGCAUGGUAACUGAUGAUGCAGCUGUGGCAGAGAAUGAAGAAAAACUUGGCAAAGUUCUUGAUGUGUAUGAAGCAAGACUUAAGGAUUCAAAAUAUUUGGGUGCUGAUACUUUUACACUAGCAGAUUUGCACCAUGCCCCUGUUGUGAACUACUUGAUGAAGACUAAAGUGAAGAGUUUGUUUGAUGCUAGGCCUCAUGUUAGUGCUUGGUGUGCUGAUAUUUUGGCUAGGCCAGCUUGGGCUAAGGCACUUGAGUUGAACAAAGAGUAAAAUUAUAGUGUCACAUAAAUAUGGCCUACUAUGCUUUAGUCUAUGUUGCUUGGACUUCUCAAAUAUACUGUCGCAUCCGUAUUUGAUUCUACAAAAAUACAUAUCGACAGUUUUGAAGUAUUCAAGCAAUGUAGGUAUCAAUAGGUUAAUAAAAUUGGGCCAUAGUAACACUCUUUGUAAUAUUUGCUUUAUGGUGUUUUCCCUUUUUUUUUUUUUUCCUAAGAUGUCCUCAGAUCUGUGAUUUGAGUGUAUUGUUGUCCCGCAAAUGUUCUCUUUUUUAUUGAAUUCCUCUUGUGAGCGAAUCCUAUCAAUUAUACUCUUCUAAAUUGCGGUAA